Messenger RNA from Synchytrium microbalum, 336 nucleotides. It is a transcript of the gene YNK1, whose product is annotated as nucleoside-diphosphate kinase. The record is from RefSeq and is a predicted model, not a curated record. The coding region runs from base 1 to 336 and encodes 111 amino acids. The transcript is spliced from 4 exons. Gene Ontology annotation, biological process: UTP biosynthetic process; CTP biosynthetic process; GTP biosynthetic process. Gene Ontology annotation, molecular function: nucleoside diphosphate kinase activity. NCBI's taxonomy places the organism in Eukaryota, Fungi, Chytridiomycota, Chytridiomycetes, Synchytriales, Synchytriaceae.
AUGUCUCCUUCAAAGAAAUUGUUGGAAGAACACUACCAAGAUUUGGCUACAAAGCCAUUCUUCCCUCGAUUGGUUGACUACAUGAUGUCUGGCCCUGUAUGUGGAAUGGUCUGGCAAGGAAAGGAAGUCGUCAAGACUGGUCGUGUCAUGUUGGGUGCUACCAACCCUCUUGCAUCUGCCCCUGGUACCAUCCGAGGUGAUUUCUGUAUUGAUGUAGGAAAGAACUUGUGUCACGGUUCUGAUGCCGUCGAAUCUGCUGAACGUGAAAUCGCAUUGUGGUUCCCUGAAGGUACUCUUACCUACAAGCGUCACGUCGACUCCCUCAUCUACGAAUAA